AUGGCUUACAGCAGCUCUUUCCAACCCUUGGCCUCUACAAACCCACAAGAAUUCACGACAGAGACUUCUGUUACAAGCUUGAUCAGCGGGCUACAAUCUCAAUACGACACGAGCUCUUCCACUCUAUCCACGUCGUCUACGCAUGCUGUGACCUCCGGAAGUAGAGCCGUCCUCAGCAGUGUUGGCGAGCUGCCCAAGUCGUGCGGCUUCCUUACUCUUGCCGGGGAGUUACGUAACAUCAUUUACGGCUAUCUUAUCACGUCUGGCCAGAUCGAGAUACUCCGGGUUUCUCGGCAGUUGCACGACGAGGCGAAUGGCCUUCUCUACAAACAAGGGAUUUGUCGACUACGUUUCGAGCUUGCCAGCAUUAAACACCAACCCAAAUCUCUAAGCCAAAUAAGGAUACCUUCGAACAACAAAAUACAGAACUUCAAUCUCCUCAUCUCCCCUUUAACCACCUGGCGUCCCCUAGCCAAUCGUGGCUUCGUACAUUCUGUCCAAGGUUCCGGUGACUGCCACAUUAUUCUAGUCUGGGAAGACUCAUGGUCAUUCGCUCUCGACAGGUCAAUUGCUCACUUCAAUUUCAUUGAGUUCCUCAGCACUUUCAAGCUUCUCACAUUGAGGAUCCACUUCUCCCACACCCUUCACCCCAUGGAUAGACGGAAUAGAACUGUGGUGGAGCGUCGUCACACGCAGAUCCUUCAAUCUGUCGCAGCCUCGCUGCCGUCAGCUCUUGGGUCUCCUGAGUGGAAAACAGAAACCUGUCCCAGUGCUUGCUACCAAACGUCUACGUGCGCCAGGGCACAACCUUCUAUGAACCCAUUCCCCAACGCUCAGUACCUUGAGUUCCAUCCACGCAAGGGACGAGAGAUUGCCGGCGGAGUCCACCAUUAG
Molecule: messenger RNA, 894 nt
Organism: Letharia lupina
Lineage: Eukaryota; Fungi; Ascomycota; Lecanoromycetes; Lecanorales; Parmeliaceae
Exons: 1
Coding region: 1-894 (297 amino acids)
Source: RefSeq, a predicted model, not a curated record